UGGGGAUAUAUUGGCAUUUCUUGAGCCACUGUUUGGACUGGUCAAAGACUUUAAUUUUCUUCUCUUACCAGUUUUCUGUUUUUGGUGAAAGUCUCUUACCGGUUCUCUUCCGUCUAUAUCUAUGAGUAAUCCAUAUGCGCACACAUAUGUAUAUAUAAGUUCUUGAAAUAUAUAUACGUAGUCUAUAUAUAUAAAUAUGCUUAUAGGUACGUAUGUAUAGGAGAUAGACCUGCAGACACCCCACAACAGAAGUUGGUCUUUCGGACAGACUUUCAUCGGCUUCUCCCCUUUACUCUGCCCACUUCACGUCAAUAUUAAUAGUUCCUCAAUCCAACUCCGGCUGGAAAAAGGGGACCUGUACAUAUAUAUAUAUAUAUAUAUAUAUACGUGUGUGUGUGUGGUGUUUAGUGUUCUCUUGAAUUUGAAGUUGUUUAUUAAGUGAAGCGCAAGCAUAAGAGAAUAAAAGAAAAUGGCGACAGAGGGAGAGUACACGUACGAGUACGAGCGAACGCUGGAGGAAACCGCGACGUGGGCAGUGGCGACUGUGUGUUUUGUGUUGCUCGCCAUCUCCCUCAUUGUCGAACACAUCAUCCACCUCGUAGGCAAGUGGCUAGAAAGGAAAAGGAAGCCAGCUCUUGUUGAGGCCCUUGAGAAAGUUAAAGCAGAGCUUAUGCUGCUGGGUUUCAUAUCUUUGCUCUUAACCGUACUUCAAGAUCGGAUAUCAGGGAUAUGCAUUUCAACGAAAGUAGCAUAUACCUGGCGCCCAUGUAGUGGGCCACCCAAGGUUUAUCAGUACGGGCGAAGGCUCCUCGAGUUCUUUAAUUCAGGGGCUGGAGAGAUUGCCCGUCGGAGCUUGGCCACAAAGGGGAAGGAUAAGUGCACAGCACAGGGCAAAGUAGCAUUUAUGACAGCAUAUGGGAUUCACCAGCUUCACAUAUUCAUCUUUGUGCUGGCAAUAUUUCAUGUUCUCUACUGCAUGAUAACCUUGGCCUUGGGCACUUUCAAGAUGGGGAAGUGGAAGUUGUGGGAAAACGAGACAAAGACAUUUGAGUAUCAAUAUUACAAUGAUCCUGAGAGGUUUAGAUUUGCAAGGGAGACAUCAUUUGGGAGAAGGCAUUUGCAUUUUUGGAGCAAGUCACCUGUUACUCUUUGGAUUGUCUGUUUUUUCAGACAGUUCCUUGGUUCUGUGACCAAAGUUGACUACAUGACAUUAAGACAUGGAUUCAUCAUCGCACAUCUAGCUCCUGAAAAUGGGACAAAAUUCGACUUCCAGAAAUACAUCCACAGGUCACUUGAGGAGGACUUCAAAGUCGUGGUCAGCAUAAGUCCAGUUAUUUGGUUCUCUGCAGUGCUCUUUCUGCUCUCGAACACACAUGGAUGGUACUCUUACCUUUGGCUGCCGUUCAUCCCCUUGAUUAUAAUCUUGCUGGUUGGGACGAAGCUCCAAAUGAUCAUUACGAAGAUGGGACUCCGAAUUCAAGAGCGAGGAGACGUGGUAAAGGGCACCCCGGUGGUUCAGCCCGGGGAUGACCUCUUCUGGUUCAGUCGGCCUUGGUUCAUACUCUUCCUCAUCCACUUUGUCCUCUUUCAGAACGCUUUCCAACUAGCCUUCUUUGCUUGGAGUACGUAUGAAUUCAACAUAAGAAACUGCUUCCAUGACAAGCUCGAAGACAUCAUCAUCAGAGUAUCAAUGGGGGUCCUAAUACAAGUUGUUUGCAGUUAUGUGACUCUGCCACUCUAUGCUCUAGUCACACAGAUGGGCUCAACAAUGAAACCAACCAUCUUCAACAACCAGGUGGCUACGGCGCUGAAGCACUGGCACCACACGGCGAAGAGGCACGCCAAGGACAGCAAGCACUCCAACUCGGUGACACCAUUCUCGAGCUGCCCUGCCACCCCAGAGCGCGGCUCCUCUCCCAUCCACCUCCUCCACAACUACCAGAACCGGAGUCUUGACAGCCUCCCGGUGAGCCCGAGGGAAUCACACGUCGAGAAUGAGCAGUGGGUGGUGACGGUUGGGUCGCAUUCCCCUUCGCCACACAGUCAUGAUGAGGUUGACGACACGCACUGGAACAGGAAUGCGGGCAUAACAGAAAUGGACGUAGAGGGGCGACACCCCACUCAGGGGACUAGAGAGCUUCAGAGGACUGGAACUCACCACCCGAUUGAUACGAGCUUAUCAGAUUUCUCGUUCAGGAAGUGAACCAGGGGUACAGAUGAUCGACUGGGAGUUGGGGCAGAAGCUCCGGGAGUCUGCUUACUUUGAUGGGUGUGAAUGUACCAAUCAUUGUACAGAAAGGAGCAGCAGCCGCCAGCGAAGUAUAUAUGUAUGCACAUCUCAGAGUCUUAGACUAAUGUCAAGGCCAUUUGGGAUUUUUCACUGCUUCAUGUAAUUUUACUUUUCUCUUCUGUUUAAUUAACGAAUAGCGUGAAUCAAACCCGAAGAAGUAGCCAAUCUGGUCUUGCCGGAA
Messenger RNA from Punica granatum (pomegranate), 2471 nucleotides. The record is from RefSeq and is a predicted model, not a curated record. NCBI's taxonomy places the organism in Eukaryota, Viridiplantae, Streptophyta, Magnoliopsida, Myrtales, Lythraceae.